UGUCUGUUGAAUAUCCUCCAAUGCUUCCUGUUUCUAGUGGAAUAUGACAUGGAAAUUUUCCACCAGCGACGACAUCACAGAGAGUUUAAGUUUGAUCUUGCGAAGAUCCCAGAAGGGGAGGCUGUGACGGCAGCAGAGUUCCGAAUCUAUAAGGACUACACCAGAGAGCGGUUUGAAAAUGAAACAUUCCUGAUCACAAUCUACCAGGUGUUAGAUGAGCACAUGGAAAGCGAGUCCGACAUGUUUCCACUGGAUUCUAGAACUAUUUGGGCUGCAGAGGAAGGGUGGCUGGUAUUCGAUAUAACAGGCACUAGCAAUCAUUGGGUGGUGAAUCCAAAAAAUAACUUGGGCCUUCAACUCUUUGUGCAGACAACAACUGGACAAAGUGUUAAUCCCAAAACGGCAGGAUUAAUUGGAAGAUUUGGACCUCAGAAUAAACAACCUUUUAUGGUAGUCUUCUUCAAAGCCACUGAGAUCCACAUUCGGAGUGCACGAUCAGCAGGAGGUAAACAGAAGAACCAGAGUCGCUCUAAGUCUUCCAAAGGUCAAGAUUCUCUAAGAGCAACUAGUCUAACAGAAAACAGUAGUAGUGACCAACAACAGGCCUGCAUGAAACACGAGCUCUAUGUCAGCUUUCGUGAUCUAGGAUGGCAGGACUGGAUCAUAGCACCUGAGGGAUAUGCUGCAUUCUAUUGUGAAGGAGAAUGCUCAUUCCCACUGAACUCAUACAUGAAUGCUACAAAUCAUGCUAUUGUUCAAACUCUGGUUCAUUUAAUAAACCCAGAGAAUGUCCCGAAGCCAUGCUGCGCUCCCACACAGCUCAAUGCCAUUUCCGUGCUUUACUUUGAUGACAGCUCAAACGUCAUCCUAAAAAAAUACAGGAACAUGGUGGUUAGAGCAUGUGGGUGUCAUUAGCACCUGAGAGAGAGAGCAAUCAACAUCUGAUGACUAUUGGAAACACACUGCCAGUCAUGAAUCCCACAUGACAAAUCAACUUACUUUCUAACCCAAGGUGGUUUUAAGGAAGAUCUAAUCACAAAAUGAGAACAUAUUUUACCUUGUUUAUUUUUAUUCAAUCUUUACACAAUAUUUAUUUUUAAAGGCCUAUUAUGUAUCGAUUAUUUCUGUAUUAAGAACACGAGUGAAGUCAAAUGAUCUUUGAUGACCUUUCCUAUGAAUUGGACAAAUCGUCUUUUAAUCAGCAGAUUUCUGAUUACCUCUGAAUACAAGAUUUUGUCAUUAAUGGAAGAAAACAUUUUCGAACAUUUUCUACACUGCUCCAAAAUGGUUAAUCAAAAAUAGACUGGUGAAAAAUAAAUCCAUGCACAAUGACAAAGGACCUAGAUCACUAUUAUGUUCAGAUUUAAACUCAAUUACAAUCCAUAAUUCAACUGAAGGACAUAUUUUGUUUUCAUACCAAAAUAGUGAAAACUUCAACCAUAAUAAAUUUUAGAUAUGUAGAAAAUUAAUAGGCAGAGAAUUUAAAGAAUAAAAAGGACUCAUCUGAACCCAA
Molecule: messenger RNA, 1513 nt
Organism: Amblyraja radiata (thorny skate)
Lineage: Eukaryota; Metazoa; Chordata; Chondrichthyes; Rajiformes; Rajidae
Product: bone morphogenetic protein 7
Exons: 6
Biological process (GO): BMP signaling pathway
Cellular component (GO): extracellular region
Molecular function (GO): growth factor activity; cytokine activity
Source: RefSeq, a predicted model, not a curated record